AUUCAGGGAUCGACUUGGAUAAUUGUUCAACCAGUUAGGAUUUCGAGUAGAAAGCUAUUUGGUUCUCUGUUCUGAAAGUUGGGUUUCCUUGUCGAUAUGGAGCAGGAGAGUCAGAAAAUGGAAAUCGAGGAAACCGCCUGCCAGCCGCCAAGUGCUCCCGUUCUUUGCGCCAAUAACUGCGGUUUUUAUGGAACUGCUACCACUAACAAUCUUUGCUCCAAAUGCUACAAAGAUUUCGUUCUGAAGGAAGUCAAAGCAGCUACUGCAGCUGUGGCAGUUGUGGAAAAGAAGGUCGAUGAAGCUGUGACUGAAUCAACGGUUCAGGAGGUUAAGGCUACUCCGACUGAGGAAGCUUCCACCUCUGAAGAUCAUGAGAAGCUACCGGCAAACCGUUGCAACUUCUGCAGGAAGCGUGUGGGGCUGACUGGCUUCAAGUGCAGAUGUGGGCAGACGUUUUGUUCUCUCCAUCGUUACUCUGACAAGCACAAUUGCCUUUUUGAUUACAAAGCCGCUGGCCAGGAUGCAAUCGCCAGAGCAAAUCCUGUUGUGAAGGCCGACAAGAUUGAGAAGAUCUGACUCUGAUGCCUUUUUGUGGAAUUCAAGAUGUGGGAGUUAUGAUCUGCUCUUAGUAAAGCGAUGAAGGAGAUUCAAUUCAUGAAGGACUGCAUAUCUUGGUCUUCUGUUUCCAGAAAUAAAUAGCUAUUUGAUUAUUUGUCUGUUAUGUACAGUUUGGUUUCAUGUAUUGUGACCCAAUGUCACUGAUGGGUCAUAGUUUUUUCUUUCUUUCUUUUUUAGAAUUCCUCUAAGAAAGUCUGAAGUUCUCAAUCCUUUGUAUAUUUCUCUUUGAACUUUCAAUUUAUUAUAUUCCAAAUGUUAGUGCAGUGCUUUCUUCUUC
Telopea speciosissima is the source of this 895-nucleotide messenger RNA. RefSeq names its product zinc finger A20 and AN1 domain-containing stress-associated protein 9-like. The transcript has 2 exons. The record is from RefSeq and is a predicted model, not a curated record. Bases 97 to 576 code for a protein of 159 amino acids. Gene Ontology annotation, molecular function: DNA binding; zinc ion binding. Lineage: Eukaryota; Viridiplantae; Streptophyta; Magnoliopsida; Proteales; Proteaceae.